UGGGACUACAACUCCCGGCAGGCCCUGCUGACGGCGCAGCGGCUGACGCAGCGGCCGACGCGGCAUAGUGGUUGGCGGGCCGGGGCGUACCCGCGGGGCCGUGCGCCGGGGUAGCGGGAUGUACGCGGGGCGCUCCCGGCGCCUCUCCCGCGUGGGACAGAGCCGCGGGAGCGACGCGGGAGAGGUGAAGCCUCCGUCUGUCCGCCCGCAUGGAGCUGAGCAGCGCGGAAGGGGCGUCUACCCGGUUCCUCGGCCUCACUCAGCGCUCCGUCUCUGAAGAUCUGGGUUGCAGACGCGGAGAGUUUAGCAGAAAGCAUUAUGGAUCUGUGGAGCUUCUUAUAUCUAGUGACGCUGAUGGAGCCAUUCAAAGAGCUGGACGGUUCCGUGUGGAAAAUGGCUCCUCUGGUGAGAAUACGGACUAUGCUCCGGGUACAUGGCACAGAACGGAUGUGCAUUUGGAAAACCCGGAAUAUCAUACGAGAUGGUACUUGAAGUAUUUUUUAGGGAAAGUUCAUCAGAAUUAUGUAGGUACAGAUGCAGAGAAGAACCCUUUCUUUCUGUCUGUUGUACUGUCUGACCAAAAUAAUCAGCGCAUUCCUCAAUACCAUUCAAUACUUUGGAGAAAAACAGGUACUCAGAAAAUAUGUCUCCCUUACAGUCCCACAAAAACAUUAUCAGUGAAAUCUAUAUUAAGUGCUAUGAGUCUUGAUAAAUUUGAGAAGAGCCCAAGGGAAAUUUUUCAUCCUGAGAUACAAAAGGAUUUAUUGGUUCUUGAAGAGCAAGAGGGAUCGGUGAAUUUUAAAUUUGGAGUACUUUAUGCUAAGGAUGGUCAGCUUACAGAUGAUGAAAUGUUCAGUAAUGAAAGUGGAAGUGAAAGCUUUCAACGAUUUUUGCGUCUCUUGGGUGACACAAUUACUUUGAAAGGCUGGUCAGGCUACAGAGGCGGACUGGACACUAAAAAUGAUACAACAGGAACCUGUUCCAUCUAUACAGUUUUUCAAGGGCAUGAAAUUAUGUUCCAUGUUUCAACCAUGCUGCCGUAUUCUAGAGAGAACAAGCAGCAGGUAGAAAGGAAGCGACAUAUUGGAAAUGACAUUGUCACUAUCAUAUUUCAGGAAGGUGAAGAGUCUUCUCCAUCUUUCAAGCCAUCCAUGAUUCGCUCUCAUUUUACACAUAUUUUUGCUUUAGUGAGAUAUAAUAAGCAGAAUGAUAGUUACAGGCUGAAAAUAUUUUCAGAAGAAAGUGUUCCUCUCUUUGGGCCUCCCCUUCCAUCCCCACCUGUGUUUACAAAUCACCAGGAGUUCAGGGAUUUUGUGUUGGUGAAAUUAAUAAAUGGUGAAAAAGCCACCUUGGAAACACCAACAUUUUCUCAGAAACGUCAACGCACUCUAGACAUGCUGAUCCGCUCUUUAUACCAAGACAUGAUGCCUGACCUACACAAGGGAAAUAACAUGCUUAAUAGAAGAUCCUUCAGUGAUGUGUUACCAGAGUCCCCAAAAUCGACACGGAAAAAAGAGGAAGCUCGACAAGCAGAAUUUGUUCGGCUUGGUCAGGCAUUGAAAUUGAAAACCACUGUGAAAGGGGAUACCACAGCUAACUUGGCAACCACAAGCUUUUGUAAAAAGGAGCCCUGGGAAUCUCAGUCUUUCUGCAGUAAUUUUCCUCAUGAGGUUGUCUGUGCAGAUUCUUGGGGCCAGUCCUUGCUGGUUUCUACAGAUGCUGGCAUCUUGUUAAUAGAUGAUGGUCAGCCGUCAGUGCAAGUAUUUGAUAAAACUCUCCAAAUAAAGCAGAUGAAUGUGUUGGAAGCUCUGGAUCUUUUGAUUGCCCGAACAGACAAAGGGAAAGACUCUCGUAUCCUUGUCUUCAGACUCAGUGCUGUCCAAAAAGAUAUAGAGACUAAAAAAAUCAUAAGAAGCAAAUAUGACUGCAGAGAAAAUAAACUGGAGAGAACAAAAGGCUGCCAUUUGUAUGCCAUUAACACUCACCACGGAAGUGAACUGAGGGUCGUUGCGGCUAUUCGGAACAAACUACUUCUCGUCACAAAGAAAUAUAAUUCGGACGAUGCUUCAAUCGGCACCUCUCUGCUGUCGUCUCCUGAAUCUCCAGUAGAGGAGUUCCAGUACAUCCGGGAAAUAUGCCUUUCUGACCCUCCAGUGGUUAUGACGCUGGUUGAUGGACCUACUGGAGACAGUGACAAUAUGAUCUGUGUAGCGUAUCGGCAUCAGUUUGAUUUAAUCAAUGAGAGUACAGGGGAGUCCUAUAGAUUGCAUCAUGUUGAAACAAACAGGGUUAAUUUUGUUGCGGCUAUUGAUGUAUAUGAAGAUGGUGAAGCUGGUCUACUGUUGUGUUAUAACUAUGUUUGUCAAUACAGAAAGGUAUAUCCUUUCAGUGGACAUUCUCCACUUGUCCACCCAUCAGCUUAUGACUUCCACUUCAGCUGGAAUCAAGUUCCUUAUGCUGUUGUCUGUGCUUUCCCUUACGUUCUUGCCUUCACUACUGAUUCCAUUGAGAUCCGAUUAGUGGUGAAUGGGAACUUAGUCCACACAGCAGUUGUGCCUGAGCUUCAACUUGUAGCAUCAAGGUCAGAUAUUUAUUUUAAAGCUACUGCUGCAGUAAGUGGAUCAUCUGACAGCAGCUCUAAGGAAAUGAGUUCAAAGAGUUCUCCUCAAACACCGACAGCUUACGAAAAGCCAGAAUUACCUCUUCCUUCUCUAGAAGGUGAAGUUCCAUGCAAAAACCUGUACAAAAUACCUCUGAGCAAUCUGGUUGGGCGAAGCAUUGAACGACCUCUGAAGUCACCUUUGGCUCCCAAGGUCAUCACUACUACAACAUCGAGUGGCAUUACCUCUCUUCCAGUUACGCACUCACUACCUUUAUCUCGUAUGGAAAUUAAAGAAAUUGCAAGCAGAACGCGUAAAGAAUUGCUGGGUCUCUUGGAUGAGCCUAUACCCAAGACAGAAAGUGCACAGAAGCUGAAAAAGGGUUCUCGAAGACAGUCAGACCCUAAGCAGGGAGCUGUAAGAUCAUCAAGUAGUGACAGGAUAAUCUCAAGCUCGUUUGAAGGCUAUUCUGAAAGACAUCAUCUUUCCACUAGUUCAGAUCCUGAUACUUCAGCAAACAGGGAGGAGAGCUCACCAUCUAGCUAUCCAUUUCAGCUGAUUUCUUUAUAUGAUGAAGACAUCAUUGACUUAAAAUGAAGACACUUUUUAAAACCUUUCUUCCUUACAGCUCUGUAAGCUCUAUGGCAAUGUUACAAACACAGCUUCUGGUAGUAAAAUGUGGCUGGAAGUACUGGUGAUAAAUCCUUAUGGAAUCCAUGUUCUGGUUAGCACAACCUGAUUUGGCAAUGCUUAUAUCUUUGACAUAGGUAUGUUUUCUCAGUUAAUGAAGCAUUACUUAAAUGAUAUGCAGCAAAGUUAAUUGCUGUUAUUACUAUCAUGAGUUGUUUUACAACAGUGUAUGUCAUGUUGGAAGAGGAAUUUUAUAACACAAAUUACUACUUUUGGUUUUUUGGUCUUUAAAAAACAGAAGAACAACAACAAAAAAAAAGGCUUGCAGGCAAGGUCAUUUCAAACACUGGCAUCAGUCCCUAAAUUGAUGCAUCUGUGGUAUGUUCACUGAAUAAUCAGGUGAGAUAUGAAGAUGGUGUUUCCUUGGCUCAUUGUUUAGAGAAACUUGAAAACUCUUUUGGCAUAAAGAAUCCCUGAGCAGAGAACCUUUCUGUAGGACACAAACUUUCAGAAUAUUUCUCAAAAAAUUGGAAACUAAAAAAAAAUUAAAAACCCCGUGAACAAACAAAAAAUGCAGAAACAAAAACUCCAGUCUACCUACUGGAAAACUCUUACUGUAGUGCAUCUGCAGAUUUUUCCAUUACAGGCAGAAGAGCCAAUCCAAAUUUUCUUUGACUAUGAAAAGAUUCUUAUGCAGACAUCAUCAUUAGCUGUUGUCUGUGCUUGCACCAACAGUAUAAGUAAUUAUUUCAGAUAGUUGUAUUUUUCUAACUGGAUGCAGACUGAAAUUUCAGUGCUAAUAAGGUAGUCUUCUGUGAUGAAACAGUGAUCUUGUCUCUUACUGUAUUAAAGGACAGGGGUUUGUAUUUAAAGUUUGGUUGGUUUUUUUUUUAACCCUUUCCUCUAGAACACCUUUGCAGGAAUUUUGUUUGGUUUGGGUUUUUUUUCAUGAAAACUUUCUAAAUAUGAUGUUUUUAUCUUUAUUAGCAAGUGUUUCUUGUUCUAAAUGUAGAAAUACUUCUGUAUCCUUGAUUUUAUUUCAUAAUAUCAUCCGUAUGUCAUGAUUUCACUUUUGUUCAGGCAUGAUCAUCUGGAGAUGCGUGCCUUUUGCUGCCAUCUGUCUGAAUGUAAAACUGGUUUUGCAAAGUGAUUUUUUUUUCUCAGUUUAUUAUAUAAUAUGGCUGAAUUGCUUCACUUAAGAGAAUAUACAAAGUCUUACCUGGAAACAUAAUUUCUUACUCUCAACUGGGGUGGCUAAUCAACAGAAGAAGCAAUAUUUCCAAUAGCAAUUAGUCUAGGAGAAGAAGGCCAUUAUUACUUUAGUGGAUUUGGCACUCAUAGAUGUGUGGGGUGAACCUUAAUAAGCAUCUAAAAGGGAGUACCAGAUUGAAGUAUUUGCAAAAACUUGUAAUUAUUCUUUGAAAAUGUUGUUUCCAGAGAUUGUUACUUUUACCCUACCCUUAUUUAUUUGGACAGUUAAGGUUUAAAGAAAAUCAAUCUGAAAGUACCACGCAGUACUUAUUUUCCUGGAAGUUGUAAACACUUCUGAAUCCACUGGAUCUAAUUUGGGGUCACUGUUGGCACUUACGUAUUUUUAAAAAGGAAAAGAACCAGCUUUUUCCAAAAACAGCUCUCUCAGUGUAGUAUUUGAUUUGUGGUUUGUGGCUAUUUUUGAAGACUGUACCAGUGUGUUGCAAAGCUGGGGCUUUAGUUAAAAUUUUAGCUGGAAACUUUGCUUUACCCUGUUAGUAUACUGGAUUUUAAAUAUACUGCAGAUGUUAACCUGUGCUAUCACAGCAUGAUUUAAAAUGAUUAACCAUUGUUUGAUAGCAGUUAAAGCAAUAUAUGGAGAUUUUUAAACUUGUUUUGAAGGACCUGAGCAGACACAUACUUGGGUAUCCUGAAAGACUAGCCUUAGAGAUGGAGCACUAGGGAGAACAAGAAGAAUGAGAAAAGUUUGACAGAAAGCUUGACUGGCUGUGAUGGUAGUCGGAAUGCAUAUAGAUACAGCAUUUGCAUUAUAUCCUAAACAUGAUUAUAGAAGAAAGGGCUAUAAAGCAAGAGUUAUUUUCUUGAACCAGAAGUGCAGCAGUGGCUGUAAGGUAUUACCAUUAAUUAAGAGAGUGUUGGGUGGUGGGAAUGUGUGUGUGUGUGAGAGAGAGAGAGAGAAAGACAGACCCUUUGAAGUUUUGCCUGUAAUUACAGCAUUGAGAACAUCUAGCAAAUGAACUAUAAGGAGUGCAGAUACUGGAUUACUGAAGCACAAAACCAGAUCAUACUGCCUUCAUGGUACAUACCUGGAAAGGGAUAUAAUUUGAAGAGGGAAGCCCAGCAACUGCAUCCCUGCCCACCUCCCACCUGCUUCUAUGCUAUAGCUUGACUUAAUGGGUCUGGUACAAGCUGCUAAGCAAGUCACACUAGGAACUACCAGAUCUUAACACACCAUUGCUCAUAUAGGAGAGGAAGGAGCCAAAUCCUGGAAAAAAAAUUAAUGUGUUCAUUCUUAAUGUAUCCAGUAAGUGCCUUGUUAAGGUUUUGCUUCUGUACUUAAGAGUGUCAUAGAGGGAUAAUAUCUAAUGUGGCAAAAGAAGUAGAGAGCGAUACAACAUUUUGUUUGGGUUAUAUGACACCUAGAGUUGGUAGCUGAGGCUUUAGGGCCAUGUAUAUGUAGUUUACUACCUGCUUAUUGUAGGAGAGCAGCCCAGAACAUAGGUAGAAGGCAGAGAACAUGGAAAUAAUAUUCCAGUUUUAUUUGACACAAGCCAAGGAACCAAAUUCUGUGAAGACCUUUAUCACAUUGAUUGUAUCAAAAAAACAAUUACCAACACAAUCACGUGAAAUUGCUGAUGUAUGCAACCUUGUACAAGGAUAGCUUCUUUGAGUUUUUAGUAGUCUAAACAGACAGCUAUGGUUUCCGUGUCUCUUCAUGUGAGGAGAGCUAGCUUCUAGCCAUUGUUUUUCUCAAAACAUCAUCCUUACUAUUGAGACUGCUAAUUAAAAUCUAGAGGCAGUUGGUGGUAUUGAUACCGAAGCUCUUGUGCAUCAUUUAUAAAGGGCAAAGUUCUUACACACCUGCAGAACCUCUCUUUGUGACUGGUAUAACAUGACAAGGCUUGUUGGAAGGCUGCUGGGAUGGCUAUAGUGUUGUUCACUCCAGCGUUGGAGCUAUGUUGUUUGCCCUCUGUUUUUCCAGCAUGUGCAUGCAUAUACUCUCUAAAACUUAAAAAGUAGUCUUGGGCUCAAAUUGUAGCCAUGUCCACUGUAAGCACAACCCUUUCUCCUUUCACUCUGGGUGUUAAAGCUGCCUGUAGGCUGCGUUCUUGAUGCUGGCUGACCAUCUCAUGGUUAGCAGAAAAGACAAUCUUUGAAUCUACUGUGUAAGAUGGGUUUUGUUCUGAUAGGAAAACUGAAAAGUGUUGCUACAGAUGGAUGGAAGGAAGGAAUUGUUUCCAUGAAGGAAGAAUUGUUACCAGAUUGAAGACUUGCUGUCAGGCUAAGUUUAACUGAAGGCCCAUUCUGGACUCUUGGCUAAAUUUCUGCAACAAAUACUUUCUAUCCCAAUGUGCUGGAUUUGUAGGCGGCAGCAGGGCUCUUAACUCCUUCUGGCUAAACGGUGUUGGUCACCACUUCAUCCCUGUGCCUUAGUCUGACUAAAUUAUAGGAAUGUCAUUUACAUUGGUGCAAGCAUUAGAUUGUACAGGUAGUUAAUUUAGAAUGUACUUGUGUGUUCUCACCAGCAUGGUUAAUGAUGCACAGAAUCACAAAAUAGUUGAGGGUAGAAAGGACCACUGUGUUAGCAUCUAGUCCAGUACACACACCUGUGCACCACCAUUCCAGAAUCCGUUCAAAAUGGAUGUGCAAGAUUUUGGGCUACUUGUCAUCUUUGUCCUGCACUUGAAUUGCAGCAUGCAUAUAAACCAUCACCAUAACUUUGAAGUGUGACUAGGACUUAAGAACCCCCUGACACAUGAACUAAGUUAAUUCACACACACACAAAAUAUGGAGCCCUUAAGGCUUUGAUGAGCUGUUUGCAAGGUCCCUAUAGCCUAGUUUGGCCUUUAGAAACCAGUACAAAGAGUCAUUUUUGUCCAGCUCCUUAUUCUAGUGGCAAUGCAGUACAUACAAAUAUUUUAUAUGUGUUUGAAAGUAACAAAACACUUCCUUCUAAUAAGAAACAAAGACCCACAUUAAAUUUGAAAGGGCUAUGGCUAUUCAUGGUAGCAAGAGAACUGCUCUCUUACUUCAGUGAAUGCAUGCAUACAUUCAGUUUCCUGGUUUGCAAAGAAGUAAGGCCUGUUCUAGUUAUAGUCCUUUACUAGUUUGGGGCUGAUUCUUGUUUGUUUUGGUUUGUGUGAUUUCUGGAGGCUGGUGGUGUGGGCAGGUUUUUUGUUGGUUGGGAUUUUUUUUUUCAGGUUUUAGGGGGGGGGUUGCUUGGCUGGGUUGGUUUCUUUGUUUGUUUGCUUUGUUUUUUGUAUUUUUUAUGUUUUUUUUUUAAUUUCCUGUUGUUUUUCAAUGUAUAACAUACAUUCAAGUAUGCACCUGGAAUGAACAGCAGGUUUGUUCUCUGCCUUCAUGUGAUUAUUUUAUAAAUGUGCAUGUAUUUGUAAUUGAUAGAUUCAACCUGAAUUUUUUUAGUACUUGACAGUCAACUGAAUAAAUAUUUAAACAGUACUUAAGAGAGCGGGGAAUGGGUAAUGUUAUUGCCUAACUAGUUACAUAUGGUUAAGGUUGCUACUCCUGACAUAUAUUUUCUGCUGUUCUAAGUAUAUUUGACCAGUAACGGCUAGCUUGAACAUGUUUUUCUAAAGGUGUGGGUCUAUAACUUGUCCUUGCAGAUGCAGUGGCUUUUCCAGAGCUGUUGGCUUAGUCUGCAUUUGAAAUAUAUAACCCUUUUCAUUGGAUUUGGUUUUCAAUAUAUAUACAUAUAUAGGUGUAUAUAUAUUUGUAAUUUCUACUGUAACUUUUCAGGGAUUAAAAACCCCGAGUUAUAUAUAUAGGAAUUUAAAGUAAUGGGAUCAUAAAAGGCAGGGGAAGGGAAAAUCCCAUCAGCUAGUGAUAAGGUAUUUCAGAAUUUUUUCUGUUGCCUUCUGUGUAAGAAAAUGGGUAUCAUGCUAUUUUCAUUCUUAACAAUUUGAUGUCAUGGUUCAUAUGCACAGUGCUUGCUUAUUCUGUUAAAGCACUGUUUUCUCAGAUAGGCUUAAUCUGUUUUUGUGAAGGACUAAAUUAUACCCUGGGAACCUAAUAUUAACAAUAUGGGAAGGCUCAAGAGCUUAUGCAGCAAACAUCUGUACUUGCAUGCAGGUUAGAAAGUGUUUUUACUCUUAUUACUUGAGCUCAGCAACUUCACCAGCCUGUAUACUGCUUAGUUGUUUCACUUUGUUGCUGACCUGUAACUGACUGACUCCUCUUUGCUACUGGAAAUUGUGGUACUAGCAUCUGGCUUGAAGAGAAAAUGGAGAUAAUUUUCUGCAUAUUUACCUGGUUGAAUGGAAAAUGUUAUGUAAAGGUUUAUGCGGAGCGUUAUCAAUCUAGAAUGUCAUUUUAAUUGUCUUUGAAUGGUAGCAGACUGCUUUGUAUUUUAAUAAUGGCAUAAUAUUAAGACUGUUGCUAUGUUUGUGAUCAAAGACUCUUUACCAUUGGUCUUAAAUGCUGAUGUAUUACCAUUUUUUUAAUGUCAUAUGAUAGCAUGUAUGGUUUGUAUUUUAGAUACGACAUCCAAAUAGAGACAGUCCUAUCACAUCUGAAAAUGGUUUAAGUGCUAUUUAUCACCUUUGUGAAGAAGAAACAUGAUUUAUUUCUUCAUCUGUAAUAAACUCUAAAUUUGACCCCA
Messenger RNA from Motacilla alba alba, 9060 nucleotides. It is a transcript of the gene GARNL3, whose product is annotated as GTPase activating Rap/RanGAP domain like 3. The transcript has 29 exons. The record is from RefSeq and is a predicted model, not a curated record. The coding region runs from base 210 to 3197 and encodes 995 amino acids. Gene Ontology annotation, biological process: regulation of small GTPase mediated signal transduction; activation of GTPase activity. NCBI's taxonomy places the organism in Eukaryota, Metazoa, Chordata, Aves, Passeriformes, Motacillidae. Gene Ontology annotation, molecular function: GTPase activator activity. Gene Ontology annotation, cellular component: cytoplasm.